GUUGAUGCAGCGUAAGAUAGCAUUGGGUUUUCUAGCUGCCCUGGGUAGAUCUUCCUUCCAAAAGGAAACAGACCCCAAAAUAUUCAGAUUUGGAGGAAAGGAUGCAUUUUCAGCUGUCUCAGUACACAGUUGGCUCUACUAAGAAUCCCAAUCACUUUCACAUGGACUGUUUUCAAGCCAAGUAUCACCCACCUUUCCAACAUGAACUGGUCCAGAUGUGAGUAAAUGAUUGAUGGAGACCCAUACCAUGACUGCUUGGUGAAGGGCUGGGCGGGGAAUUGUGGGGGAAACCCCAAACACGGACCCAUGAUCUGAUCCCAAGCUGCCAAUAGACUCUUCCCGGUGCAAGGGCAAUUCAGCAGGGACUGAUCUGAACAAUCCGCAAGUGUCUGAAUCGGGUGUUGUUGAAGUUGCAUUUGGAACAACGGCACAGGAAACGUGCAAAAGAAAAGCACACACUGUGACGACUCUGCGGGGGUCGUUGAAAGGUGCAUCUAAAUUGCAGAAUGGAUGCAUUUUGACCCACACUAAUUCUACUGUGUUGAUGCACCCUCAAUCUUCCUCCAAGAUAAGCAGAGGCAUUUUUUGGAAAUUUUUGAAAACUUUUUGGAACUGUAGAACAUGUGUCUUGGCAUGACUGAUAUCAAUUUAUGGAACUGACAGAAUACCCACAGAAUCAAUACGGCGCUUCCAAGUGGUCGAAGCCAACACAUGGCAGCUCUGAGAACACUGCAACGCACCAGGCACUGUUGUAUUAUUUCCAUGUUCGGAAAUAUUUGUGUUAUCGUUUUUGGGUGGAUUCUGGCCCUCUUAGUUUUAGGCGUGGCUGAGGGACCCAAGUCUUCAGGGUCUUCUUGAAGCCACCUCCAAUGGGCCAGGAAGGCAGAGAAAUCUUGGUUUGGUUGCCAGCUUGGUGAUCUCAUGGUUGACCUCACAGAGAACAGAUUCCAUAUCGGAAGGCUGCCCAUUGCUAGUGGGGAGGGGAGGGAGGGCUUGGAUGGCAAGAAGAGUGACCCUUCACUAGGAUGCUGGCGGAGCAGGGUGGCUGGGAAUGAUGAUAAGCAAAGCCACAACUUGACUCCGCAGCAGAAACGCUUUGGUCUCUCCUUCACAAAGAAGGAUCCGAGGAGGUCUGAGACAUGAUGGUGGAAAGCCAGAAGGUGCCGGACCUAGGGGUCUCCUCGGAGCCACAGGUGGUCCGGAUGCUCAUGAAGACCCCCUGGCAAAUGGAGGAGUUCAUGGUCCACAAGGCCAUGUCCGUCCGGGAGCUCAAGGCACAUGUUGCCCGGCAUUUUGCCGCCUCUUCGCCAGACCAAGUGGAGUUGGUCUAUGCUGGGAAAGUCCUGAAGGACCACAAAACCUUGGGCCAGUAUGCCAUCCAGUUGGACGACGGGGCCCUCGUCCACGUGGUCAUCCGGUCCCAGCGGGGAGGGCCUCCAACGCCACGGGCCCCCAGCAGCGCCUUUACCCAAGACUGCCUCCGUGAACUGACCGCCAGCCUAGGCUCGAACACGGCCAAGUUCGAGGCCUUCCAGAGCCGGCUGAUGUCCCAACCAGAAGUCAUGCUGCAGCUGCUGGAGAACCCCUUCAUCCAGAGCAAGCUUUCCAGCCCGGACCUGAUGAAAGAGCUGGUCACCAACAGCCCACAAGAAGUGCAGCAGGCCAUGCAGUGGUCUCCCGAGACCAGACACUUCUUGACCUCUCCAGAGGGAUUGCGGCUGGUGGUGGAGCUGGCCAAGCACCCGGCCGCAUUGAGGGAGAUCCUUCGGCCAAAUCCUCCACCCGCCGGACCCCCAGGAAGCCUCCCUGGUGGACAAAACAACAACAGCAGUGGUGGCAGCCUCCACGGGACCUUCUCUGAGGUCCAAGGAUUCAUGCCCAGAAGGCCAACCCCAUGCAAUGGCAACCAUGAUGAAAAGCCCAACCGGAUGAGGGAGCGUCUCUCACCCCGCAACCCUUGGCCUCCGAAGGCAGCUUCAGGGGGCAACGACCACAGCAGAGGAGAGAGCCAUGGCAUCACAAGAGGAGAGGCUGGGCCACUAGUGAAGAGCCUGCUCCACCAGAUCAUCAAGCAUCUCCUGCAGAACAUGGUGAGCAGCCCUUCCAGGAUGGCCACCAGUGGUCAAGCAGCCAGGAGUGCCGCUGGGUCCAGGGCCUCCCGGGAACAAGGAGCAUCGCACGUCCCGGCCCUCUUGCAGCAGAUCCAGAGCAUGGACCUCCUCCUGGCCAACUGGAGCCCCAAAGAGAUCCAGGGCCUGCUCGACAUUCAGCAGCGGCUGCAAGCCCUGGCUACAGAUGAGCUGCCGGCCACGGAGAGGAGAGGACGAUCCGAGCGUCCAGCACGGAGGGCCCACUCCAUCACAUCUCUCUGCGACCGGGUCGCACUGCCAGACCCUCAUAGUACCGGACAGCAGGACUUCUCCACUGCCCAGCGGAUCCUGCAGACCUUAGUUGGGUCUGGUGUCCCCACUGGCCCAAGGCCCACUGGACACCAAAGGGGUUCCUCGGCCCAACCGUCGGCCAAGCAAAAGCGAACCUACAAGCUCUGAGUUGCAGAGGCUGGACGUUGGGGAAAGGGGACGCCAGGAGCUUCUCCAAGGACUGGAUUCCAUAGUUUCUGAUGAUUAAAAAAGGCUUUAGAUCUUU
Molecule: messenger RNA, 2646 nt
Organism: Anolis carolinensis (green anole)
Lineage: Eukaryota; Metazoa; Chordata; Lepidosauria; Squamata; Anolidae
Product: ubiquilin-1-like
Exons: 1
Coding region: 1140-2549 (469 amino acids)
Biological process (GO): ubiquitin-dependent protein catabolic process
Cellular component (GO): cytosol
Molecular function (GO): polyubiquitin modification-dependent protein binding
Source: RefSeq, a predicted model, not a curated record